This is a messenger RNA of Heterobilharzia americana, 723 nucleotides long. The record is from the annotation of a GenBank genome assembly. Lineage: Eukaryota; Metazoa; Platyhelminthes; Trematoda; Strigeidida; Schistosomatidae.
AUGUUGAUAUGGUUGGUUAGUAUAUGUUUUGGAGAUUUCUUCAUCCUUUCUUUGGAAGGCAUAUGGAUGCUUUUAAAAGUCUGGUAUAAUUAUGAUAUUCGUGAUAUAAAUAAUUUCAUUUGUGUAGUGCAUACAAGUUUAUCGAAUUAUUUUUUCUAUUGGUCAGCUUAUAUGCAGACUAUGUUGUCAUUACAGCGAGCCUAUCUAAUUAUUAGGCCUUUGCGAGCUAGAAAUAGUGGUCCAAAUAUGGUUUGGCUUCUUAGAUUAUGGUCAAUGAUAUCUUUAUGUCUUGUAUUGCCCAUUUUGCCAUAUCCAAUUUACUGGCGAGUUAUUAACGGUGAUUGUGACCCCACAAACACAGAUUUGUAUCAUGUUACUACUUUAAAUGACUUUAUUAUCUGGGGUCUAGUCCCAUUAGUUGGCAUGACAACAUCUACGGUUAUCAUAUGUUGGAAUAUAUUUCGACUUAGGAAAUGUUUUCGCAUGGUCACAUCUGCCAUUUACCUACAAGAACAGGAACAACAGCAAAAAUCCAGAGAAUCUAGAUUCAGUACGAUGGUCUAUCCAUUGAAACAGUAUAAUGUACUUGAGAACUACCAUAAACAUUCGCAUUCACUAUCAUUUUCUGAGUCCGCUCUUCAUAUGUCAACCAAAAUAGAUAUGAUCUAUCACCGAGAAUUUAUAAACCAUUAUCUAUUCAUGAUAUUAUUGACCAACCUUUAA